CGCCUGCACUGUUGUGUGCUGUUAAUAUCUACUCUGCUGUGAUGCCUCGGACAGUAGCAGCUCUGACAGGCUCUUGUGUGCAGAUUCCUUGCACAUUCAGCGUCUCUGGUUUUGAGGACAAACGUAACAGGUCACAUUUUAUUUAUGGGAUCUGGCUAAAAAAACACACCACAGUAUGCUAACAAAGACAGAUUUAUAGCUUUUAACAGCAGUGAAAACAUUAUUAGAGGAUUCAGUGACAUACAGAUGACUGGAGAUCUCAAUAAGAGGAACUGCACAACUGUCUUCUAUAACAUCAUGAAGAAUCAUUCAGACAUCUAUUACUUCAGACUGCAAAUGGAGCCAAAUGUAUUCAGAACAACAUUUAAUCCCAGGACAGAUGAUUCAAGCAAGACUGUGAGGAUCAAUGUCAGAGAUUCACCACAACCUCCUGAACUGAAUCCCAGUGAGCUACAGUAUGUGAUGGAGGAAACUACAGUCAAUCUGAGCUGCUCUGCUGAAGCCCCCUGCCCCAAACAACCUCCUACAAUAUCCUGGUCUAACAUCCCUGAAUCUGCUCACAUUACAGCACAGUUACAGGAGAAACCUGAUAAAACCCAGUCAGUGUUUUUAUAUGUGACCUUCAAAGCUUCAUACGAAGAUCACAGGAAGAACAUCACCUGCACUGCUACAUAUUCAAGAAAUACAUCUGAUGCCUCAACUGUGAAGAGCACCGUGAUGCUACGAGUCCUGUUUUCUCCAAAAGAAACUCACAUCACCAUCGAUCGAUCUGAUUCAGUCUCUGCUGGCACAAAUGUGACUUUGACCUGCAGAAGUAAAGCCAGUCCAUCAAAUAACUUGAACUACACCUGGUACAAACGUGGAAAGGAGAUGCCAAUAGCUCAGGAAAAGAAGAUUAAUUUUAUUUUAAAUUACAGUAAUACAGGAUUGUACUUCUGCAGAGCACAGAAUAAACAUGGCAAUCAGUCAUCAGCAGAGAUUCAGCUCACAGCUGAAGGACAAGAUGGACACUCUAUGACUGUGAUCGCUGGUUGUGUGGGAGGAAUUGCGGCAGUGCUCAUGCUCUCUGCUAUUGGAUUUUGUACAAGCAGGACCAGGAAAAAGACACACAGGGAGACAAUGCUGGAGAAAAAGAUUGCCUAA
This is a messenger RNA of Onychostoma macrolepis, 1143 nucleotides long. RefSeq names its product B-cell receptor CD22-like. The transcript has 6 exons. The coding region runs from base 247 to 1143 and encodes 298 amino acids. The record is from RefSeq and is a predicted model, not a curated record. Lineage: Eukaryota; Metazoa; Chordata; Actinopteri; Cypriniformes; Cyprinidae.